Messenger RNA from Nomascus leucogenys (northern white-cheeked gibbon), 806 nucleotides. RefSeq lists its product as uncharacterized. NCBI's taxonomy places the organism in Eukaryota, Metazoa, Chordata, Mammalia, Primates, Hylobatidae. The record is from RefSeq and is a predicted model, not a curated record.
AAUUCACUUCUGUUUGGGUGUUGGAAGCUGGGCGAUUCCCCCUAGUAGUGAUCCUUCCUGUCUCACUGGUCACAAAGCCCUUUGGCAUCUACAAGCUCGUUGGGUCCACACAGCAGCUUUGUUAGGUGGGUAGGGGGAGACCAAGGCACCCAUCUUACAGGUGGAGAAACCGAGGCUGAAGAUGGGAGGUGAGCCAGUCUCCUGGCUUCCAGCCCAGGACUCUGCACUCCUCCCCCCACCUCCCUGCCUACUUCAGCAGGUCACCUGUGAAUCUGAUAGUCAGGUGGGCCCCACCCUGCCAGCUGGCCCCAGCGGGCAUGACUCAUCCGCUUCCCCAUGACUCACACACCUCAGGUGCUCCUCCUCUGGUCAACAAGUCUGGAGAAUUGGCAAAUAGACCCCCAUUUUUCUCACCUCUCCAAAGCCUCUGGGAAGAAUUCCUGCACUUCCUCUUUAUGGGGACUCUACUCUUCUACAGAGCCACCAAAGCCUUGAGAGGGAAAGCAACUCUCCUAAAGUCACACAGCAAGCAAGCAGCAUGGCCAGGGUGGGAGCCAGGCAUCCGGGCACCGAGCCCAGUCCCAGCCUCCUCCCCAGAAGAUCACUCUCGCCUGACCUCCCUCUCAAGGACGGGAAAGGAGCAGAGACGCACUCUGAGUCUUAUUAGGAAGACCUCAGGGACUCCCACUGAAUCCACUGUGGCUACUGCGGCUGCUUCCACCACUGAAGUCCCCUCCAGGCUUCCCUGGGCAGCCAGGGCAGGGUUUAAGAGGAGGACAGGUGUUUGCUUUGCUGUACCUACCUAA